AACACGAAGUAAAACUGCGCCUCUCCGGGGAGAAACUACAACUUCCAGGGUUCCGCGGAUUGAAGGCUUGGGCUGUUCUCGGAGGCAAACUACAAUUCCCAGAAUUCCGUUAACCAAGGGGUGGUUCUGGCCUAGGGUCCGAGCAGCUGAGCUCGCGAGCCUGCGCACGUGCACUGGCUGCCGCGCCGGGCUCGCCAGCCAAGCAGGCGCAAGGCGGGCACCCGCGAGCCCCGGCGGCGGCGGUGGGGUGGGUGCCGCGGGACCUGCCCUCCAUGCCUGGUCUUCCCGGGCUCGGGGCGGGGUCAGGAGGCGGCAGCGGCGGCUGAUUCAGCCAAAGCCGACUACGCGGAGGGCCCACCGGGACGCUUCAACGCCACGGAGCCCCGCCUGCGGGCUGCAGGCUUUUGCCGAUCGUCAGCGUGCCCGCAGAGAUGGGUGGAGCCCGCCAGGCCUGUGGCACUCCCCGGGGGCUGUCCUGUCACUAGGGCCCCGUGGUGGCAUUAGGAUGCACCUGUCGGCGGUGUUCAACGCCCUCCUGGUGUCCGUGCUGGCAGCGGUCCUGUGGAAGCACGUGCGGCUGCGUGAGCAUGCGGCCGCUCUGGAGGAGGAGCUGGCCCUCGGCCGCCAGGCCCCAGAGCCGGGCCCCGCGCUGAGGAUCGACUACCCCAGGGCGCUGCAGACCCUGGUGGAGGGCGGCACACACAUGGUGUGCACGGGCCGCACGCACACUGACCGCCUCUGCCGCUUCGAGUGGCUGUGUUACUCCAGCGAGGCCGAGGAGUUCAUCUUCUUCCACGGCAACGCGUCCGUCAUGCUGCCCAACCUGGGCUCCCGGCGCUUCCAGCCGGCCCUGCUCGACCUGUCCACCGUGGAGGACCACAACACCCAGUACUUCAACUUCGUGGAGCUGCCGGCCGCCGCCCUGCGCUUCAUGCCGAAGCCCGUGUUCGUGCCCGACGUGGCGCUCCUCGCCAACCGGUUCAACCCCGACAACCUCAUGCACGUCUUCCACGACGACCUGCUGCCUCUCUUCUACACCCUGAGGCAGUUCCCCGGCCUGGCCCACGAGGCCCGGCUCUUCUUCAUGGAGGGCUGGAGCGAGGGCGCACACUUUGAGCUCUACAAGCUCCUCAGCCCGAAGCAGCCACUCCUGCGGGCACAGCUCAGGACCCUGGGCCGGCUGCUGUGCUUCUCCCAUGCCUUCGUGGGUCUCUCCAAGGUCACCACGUGGUACCAGUAUGGCUUCGUCCAGCCCCAGGGCCCGAAGGCUAACGUCCUGGUCUCGGGCAACGAGAUCCGGCAGUUCGCACGGUUCAUGAUGGAAAAGCUGAACGUGAGCCGGGCAGGGGCUCCCCUAGGCGAAGACUACAUUCUGGUCUUCAGCCGUACCCAGAACAGACUCAUCCUGAACGAGGCAGAGCUGCUGCUGGCCCUGGCCCAGGAGUUCCAGAUGAAGACGGUGACGGUGUCCCUGGAGGACCACGCCUUUGCAGAUGUCGUGCGGCUGGUCAGCAACGCCUCCAUGCUGGUCAGCAUGCACGGGGCCCAGCUGGUCACUGCCCUCUUCCUGCCCCGUGGGGCCACUGUGGUCGAGCUUUUCCCGUAUGCUGUCAAUCCCGACCACUAUACGCCCUAUAAGACGCUGGCCACGCUGCCUGGCAUGGACCUCCAGUACGUAGCCUGGCGGAACAUGAUGUCGGAGAACACAGUCACGCACCCUGAACGGCCCUGGGACCAGGGGGGCAUCGCUCACCUAGACCGGGCGGAGCAGGCCCGUAUCCUGCAAAGCCGCGAGGUCCCGCGGCAUCUCUGUUGCCGGAACCCUGAGUGGCUCUUCCGAAUCUACCAGGACACCAGGGUGGACAUCCCAUCCCUCAUCCAGACCAUACGGCGCGUCGUAAAGGGCCGGCCGGGGCCGCGGAAGCAGAAGUGGACUGUCGGCCUCUACCCAGGCAAGGUCCGGGAUGCGCGGUGCCAGGCGUCAGUGCAGGGCGCCUCCGAGGCGCGCCUCACCGUGUCCUGGCAGAUCCCGUGGAACCUCAAGUACCUGAAGGUGAGGGAGGUGAAGUACGAGGUGUGGCUCCAGGAGCAGGGCGAGAACACCUAUGUGCCUUACAUCCUGGCCCUGCAGAACCACACCUUCACCGAGAACAUCAAGCCUUUCACUACCUACUUGGUGUGGGUCCGCUGCAUCUUCAACAAGAUCCUCCUGGGACCCUUUGCAGAUGUGCUGGUGUGCAACACGUAGCGAGCGUGCCGUGGCCAGGCCUGGGUGGGGGCGUGGCUCCUCCAGCUCAGUGGCCCUGGGCCCACUAGCCCCGUGUGGUGGCUUCUGGGAAUUGUUUAUUUAUUGAGCAGGCCUGCCCCAGGCUUGUGCCCCCAUGUCAUCUUACUGCAUCUGGAGUGUGGGGUCCACAGUCCUCUUUGCCCUGGUACGAUGGGACCCUCCCAGCCCCCUUCUCCCAUCCUGAGCAUCCAGACGGUGGAGAAGGUCCUUAGCGGGAGGAGGAGGAGGAGGAGGAGGAGGAGGAAGAAGGAAAGUAGGAACCCUAAGGAGCCUCUGGCCGAGUAAUCGUGCCGUUCCCUACGGAAUCCUUCUGGUUGAUCUCCAGGUGUUUGGAAACUGUGAGUAGAUCACGUGGUUGCUUGGGUGGGUGGUUCAUCAGCUUCCGUCAUCAUGAAAUUCACCUGUAGCACAGUGAAGGUGUGUGUGGAACAUUCAUUAAAUGAUUAUAAACAUCUUGGUCCAGUCUUUUUUUUUUGGACAGCAGAAGCGGGCUGUUAGUCGGUACCCACAUGCUCUUUAACCUCAGCUGUCACCCGAGGCGACGUGGUGAUGGGAAAGCACCGAGGACUGUGACGUGAGACAGGCUGGUUGGAUUUCCUCUUGAUCGCUGGACGGAUAUCGCAUUUCCGGCUAAGUGGGGCAACGAGGCUGGAAGCGGGAGGGACAGGGCUGUGGUGAGCAAGAGCAGUGUCCACCAGGGGGUUUUCUUAGGCUGAAGAGGACUCCCAAGACCACAGCAGACCACACUUGGCAUCGGGUCCCCUUAGAAGGACAUAGGACAGGACGUUCAGCAGAACAGCGUAGAGCACUUUUCUUCUGCAGGAGGAGCCCUCACAGCAGCCCCGGGGCCAUCCUCGCCCUGUUCCGCAAGUGCCUGCUUGAGGGUGACGGGGCAAGACCCACGUCAGUAGUUGGGGCCACUGGUUUAGAAGCCCCAUAGGAGCCAUUCUCUUUCAAACAACGGUCUUAGUUCCCAGGGCCCUCAAGGAACAUCCCGGAUUCUAAAGCCAUUGCACUCAGGGGAGCCCCCAGCUCUGGCGUCCCACCAGAUAUUUUAGUUCAUUCACAGCCCUUCCAGUGCAGAUGUAGCUUAUCUGUCAGACGUCAGUUUUACUGUGAGCAGUUUUGCCAAAUAGCACACCUGACAUUCCACCUUUGUCUGGCUUCCGUGGAAACAGCUAAGAUCAACUGUGUC
Messenger RNA from Lynx canadensis (Canada lynx), 3482 nucleotides. It is a transcript of the gene POMGNT2, whose product is annotated as protein O-linked mannose N-acetylglucosaminyltransferase 2 (beta 1,4-). Lineage: Eukaryota; Metazoa; Chordata; Mammalia; Carnivora; Felidae. The coding region runs from base 506 to 2248 and encodes 580 amino acids. The transcript is spliced from 2 exons. Gene Ontology annotation, molecular function: protein binding; protein O-acetylglucosaminyltransferase activity. Gene Ontology annotation, biological process: protein O-linked glycosylation via mannose. Gene Ontology annotation, cellular component: endoplasmic reticulum. The record is from RefSeq and is a predicted model, not a curated record.